AUGUAUUCAAAAUUUCUCUACACAAGAAGACUUGAACAAAAGACUUACGUAGAUCAUUAUUUGAAAUAUCUCAUCCCAAUUUCAAAUUAUAAGGUUGUUUGUUUCUUUCAAUCUAACACCGAAGAAGCUGGAGAAUAUGAAGUUUACGAAAUCAGGAAAACUGCUCCAAUAGUUAAGAAAUAAAUGAAAGAAAUAGUUAUAAUGAGCGAGCCAUUUGAAUAUUCAGAUAGAGAAAUAGGAUUUUUCAAUACUGAAACAUUAUCUUUAUGGAUACUUGACUUUAUGGAUUCAAAAAUAACCAAUACAGAAGUAACUUUACCUAGCCAAAGAUUAAAUAACUUUUUUACUCCAGAAUUUCUAAACAUUAAUAAAGUUGUUUAUGUGGAUCAAUGUUUGAGAUACAAAUAUUUUUAAGGAAUCUAAAGUUUUAUUACUUUAGAAUAAUUUUAUGUUUUCGCAAGUGAGGACGCCACUUGCAAUGAAAAUAACUUUAUAAGUUGGAAUGUAAUUGAAAACAAAAAGAUAGAUGAAUGUUAGAUUAACGAGUCAAACUACCUUGUUUUCGAAGAGUUACAAAAACAAAAGAUUAUCUUAAUUUGUAAAUAGGUGUAUUUGGAUGAAGAUUUCACUUUUAGUUUAUGGAUACCAGGAAGCAAUCUAUAUAAAUUCAUUAAUGUAAAAUAGGCUCUGAAUGCAACCAUUCUCAAACCUUUUGAUAACCAAAAUAAAAUUAUAAUCAAAGAAGAGUAACCUGAUGCAUCAUUUAUCAGCAAGAAAAUUAUGAUAACUGCAAAUCCAAAUCAUUAGGCUCAUCCUAUUUUAAUUAAUAUUGAAUGUGAUCAAGACCUUAAUCUAAAAGACUUUAAUUAUGCUCCUUAUUAAAUUGACUCAAAAGGAUGCAUCUUGAUAGAGAGUCCAUGGCUGGUAGGAAAUGAAUUGAUAGUCUCUUACUAUACUCACACCAAUAUCACAAUUGCUGUAUGCGACAUUAAUAAGCAAUUAGAACCCUGCAAGUUGAUAAAUUUUAAAUAAGAGUAAAAGGUUUCCAAUUUCUACUUUUCUCAAAGUCCAAAACACUUUGUUGAAUUAUUUGAUGAUGCAACCAAAAAUAAAGUUGAAGAAGAAAUUAUAUUACCGAAUCAAACUCAGGAAGUAACACAAUACUAUCACCAUUCCUUUGUUCCAAACCAAAUUCAUUUCUUUCAUUAUUUGAUAUAAAAAGGGAUUUAUAAUUAAAUUGGAGAUUUGUGCAUGGAAGUUAUGCAGUUUGCAUUUUCUAGUCCAAUCAAGAAGGAAAAGGUAGAACAUUAGAAUUGA
Paramecium octaurelia is the source of this 1317-nucleotide messenger RNA. The record is from the annotation of a GenBank genome assembly. NCBI's taxonomy places the organism in Eukaryota, Ciliophora, Oligohymenophorea, Peniculida, Parameciidae.